Molecule: messenger RNA, 909 nt
Organism: Melanaphis sacchari
Lineage: Eukaryota; Metazoa; Arthropoda; Insecta; Hemiptera; Aphididae
Exons: 5
Source: RefSeq, a predicted model, not a curated record
AUGUUUGGUAAGACUUUUUUAAAAAAUGCCAAAAGACAAAAAUUAAAUAAUCAAAGACGACGAGCAUUAUUCAUUAGAAAAAAAUAUAGUAAUAAGCAGCUUAAAGCAUCGGGUCCUGAUGAAAACUAUGGUCUAGCAGAAGAAUUACCCCCGGAAAGUUCUUAUGAGGAUUUGACAAACAUGAAAAUGAAUUUUAUUAAUGAAAUUAAAAACAUGGAUAGAGAACAAUUGGAGAAAAACACGAGAGACCAAGCAAAAUCGCAACUUUGGUACGCAGAAAGGAGAAAACGAUUGACUGCUUCCAAGUUCGGAAAAAUAUGUAAAAUGCGUCAAAAUACCUCAUGUAAAAAUACGGUGCAUGAAUUAUUAUAUGGACAGACUAACCAUAAAAUUAAAGCCAUAGAAUAUGGUAGGGUCAUGGAGUCUGUAGCAAAAGUUAAAUUCGAAGAAUUGUUUAAUUUAAAAAUAAAAUCUGUAGGACUUUGCAUAGAUGUUGAAAUUCCUUACUUGGCUGCUAGUCCAGAUGGUUUUAUCGAAAAUAAUUUUAUUAUCGAGAUAAAAUGUCCUUUUUCAGCUAAGGAUAAUACAAGUUUAGAAGAUGCAAUGAAUAAUGGAAAAAUCAAAUAUUGUAUUAUUGAAAAUAAUACAAAAACAAUUGAAUUAAAAAAAAACAGUGAUUAUUAUUACCAAGUGCAAGGCCAACUGCAUAUAACAGGGAGAACAAACUGUUAUUUUUUUAUAUUUACAGAAAACUGGAAUCAUACAAUUAAUAUUAUGUAUGAUAAUGAAUUUUGGUCGACUAAGAUGGUCAAACAGUUAAGUCUAUUUUACACCGAAUGUUUACUUCCAGAGUUGGUAAUGCCUCAAUAUGGUAAACGGUUAUUAGUCAGUGAUAUCCGUGAACCAGAU